UAAAGUCAAUCGAAGAAGAAGAGGAAGAGAGUUUAACUUCACAUACUUUUUUACAACCCAAAUCUUGUUACUUUUGUGGAUUUAUGUCUCACGGAGAUAAAGGCUAGUUUAAUUAACGUUAGCCAUACGGUGUGCGGUUAUCAGACAGCACGGAGAGGUCGUUUCCUGCCCAGCCACAUUCCAUUUAAUGGGAAGGGGAACUGAGGAAAAGAUAACAGUAGGGAAUGAUCUGGAGCAGUGAGAGGUUGUGGCGGCCUCAUCAGUAGCUGUCACCACGGCGGGGGACCUUCGGACCUCCGUCUGCAGGGUUGUGAUUUACCUCCAAAGGGACAUGUCCGGGGACAGCUGCCUGUCCCAUCAUCACACCCAGCCCGGCUCUGCCUCCCUAGCCCCUCCUCUGGCCUGUCCCAAGACCAAGACCUGCAGUUAUCGAGAAGCGGUGGGCUUGGGCAACAAGUAUGUCCGGCUCAACGUCGGUGGGACCCUGUUCUACACCACAUUGCAAGUGCUGACCAGGCAGAACUCUAUGCUGAAAGCUAUGUUCAGUGGAAAAAAGGAAGUGUUUACUGAUAAAGAAGGUUGGAUCCUGAUCGACCGGAGCGGUAAACACUUUGGCAGCAUCCUUUCCUACCUGCGUGAAGGCACAGUCACCUUACCCAAAGGUCAUCAGGCUAUCCAGGAGCUGCUGGCUGAGGCAAAGCAUUACCUCAUCCAGGGUCUAGUGGAACUUUGUGAAAACACCCUGCAGGGAAAUAAAGAGCAGCCCCUGUGUGUUAUACCUGUGGUCACCUCCAGUAAGGAAGAGGAGAGGCUCAUCCAGUCUUCUACCAAGCCUGUGGUGAAGCUGGUGUACAACAGAAGCAAUAACAAGUACUCCUACACCAGUAACUCAGACGACAACCUGUUGAAGAACAUAGAGCUGUUCGACAGGCUGUCUCUUAGCUUCAACGGCCGCGUCCUCUUCAUCAAAGACGUGAUAGGAGACGAAAUCUGCUGCUGGUCCUUUUAUGGUCAGGGUCGCAAGCUGGCUGAGGUCUGCUGCACCUCCAUCGUCUAUGCCACAGAGAAGAAGCAGACCAAGGUGGAGUUUCCUGAAGCUCGCAUCUAUGAGGAAACUCUGAACACCUUGCUUUACGAGACAAUGCCACUGCCCGACAACUCCCUGCUGGAGGCCACGCGUCGGAGCUAUACUAACUGCGGCUCUCACAGCGAGGAAGAGGAGGGGCCUGGAGGAGCUGAGCUUCGCGAGCGUGUCCGUCGAAUACACGUCAAGAGGUACAGCACGUAUGACGACCGGCCACUGGGACACUGAGACUGAAACCACAAACCACUGGCCAGAUUUCAGUUUUUCACGUCAUGAUGAUGAUGAACAUUCAAAUGUGAAAUCUGUUGGUGCUCAUAAGUUUCUCUUUUGGAUUGUUUUAGUAUCUUACUUUCAUUACCACUAUCAAAAAAGUCCAUAUUGUGGCCAUGGUCUAAUUACAUGUGACUUUUUACUCUAGAUAGUUGCGGUGUUGUCCGUGCUGUCCAUCAUAAUUUAUGAAUUACUAUCAGAGGAGGCUGAGUAACUACUUUGAAUAUCUAGAGAACUGUAGGUUUUUUAUUAAAUGUAGAUUAGUAGUGGAGGAAAAAUCACUAAUAAGCACUACAAUCCUAGCACUUAAACUCUGAUCCAGCAGGAGAGCAUGUUUCAUAUUUAUAAAUUGUAUUUUUCAUAUACACACUUGCAGAAGCCUGUUUGCCAAAGAUCAACCUGUUUUUCUAUAAUUAGUAUACCUUAGUAUGUUGUAAUGCAGUUUUCCAUUAUGCCUUUUUUCCCAGUUGUGAAGAUAAAAGUUCUUGUUAUUCAACUA
Molecule: messenger RNA, 1853 nt
Organism: Micropterus salmoides (largemouth bass)
Lineage: Eukaryota; Metazoa; Chordata; Actinopteri; Centrarchiformes; Centrarchidae
Gene: tnfaip1
Product: tumor necrosis factor, alpha-induced protein 1 (endothelial)
Exons: 8
Coding region: 332-1312 (326 amino acids)
Biological process (GO): protein ubiquitination; proteasome-mediated ubiquitin-dependent protein catabolic process; protein homooligomerization
Cellular component (GO): Cul3-RING ubiquitin ligase complex
Molecular function (GO): ubiquitin-protein transferase activity; protein binding
Source: RefSeq, a predicted model, not a curated record